Molecule: messenger RNA, 5376 nt
Organism: Priapulus caudatus
Lineage: Eukaryota; Metazoa; Priapulida; Priapulimorpha; Priapulimorphida; Priapulidae
Exons: 2
Coding region: 174-3164 (996 amino acids)
Biological process (GO): regulation of DNA-templated transcription
Molecular function (GO): RNA polymerase II cis-regulatory region sequence-specific DNA binding; DNA-binding transcription factor activity, RNA polymerase II-specific
Source: RefSeq, a predicted model, not a curated record
CUUUUGUACUAAAUUCAUAAUUCUGUGCAAAUCGCAAAAUCACAACAUGGUUGGCGUGAUAAUCUGAAAAAAAAUAUAAUGACAAAGAGUGUUGCAAGCGCUUGACAAGCUGGGCUCUUGAAAGGGCGUUGAACUGCAGCCAAUAUACAUCCGACAUAAUAAGCCAAUGCAAAAUGAGAGAAAAGGCAGCGACACAGGUUGCGACCGGAGCAAUGUUAACGCGGUAUUACCAAGGAUCAACGACGACAACGGCGACGACGGCAGCCAUGGAUGCGCCGUUCCCGGAACAGGACCUCGGCGAUGCGUGUUUCUACCGCUGCCUCGCCUGCGCCGAGUGCUUCUUCACCGACUCCCAGUUCGUGUCGCACGCGAGGAGAAUUCACUGCAAGCUGCUGCUGUCGAGAGGACAGAACUCUGAGCCGAACUCGGCCGAGAACUCAGAGUUUCACUAUCGCGGUUUCGACGACGAAUCUGUCGGCGCAGAAUUCCUCGAUGUUGCCGGUGGACGCUACGCCGCGGGGACGUCAGUGGCGCCCCCUGCAUCGCUGCCCUGGCUCGCGUGCGAUCGCUAUGAUGACGACGCACGACAUCCUGCCGCGGAGGUUCGCGCGGUCACCCGCGGCGACGACGCGUUCCCACUGAUCGUAACGAGCGCGUACAGCGAGGCGCCAGCGAAUGACGCCAACGCGGCCGUGCAGGGGGCGCCGGUAAUCGCCGACGUGCGGUCGCCAAUGAUCGUCGAGACGGUGGACAGCGAUGGCGACGACGUGGUUGUCAUCGACGACGGCAGCGCGACGACGACGGGCGACGGGUUUGCCGGCGAGUUUCUGCGGUACGUCGGCGCAGACGACGCGCGGGCGAGCAACGAUGAUGAGCCGCCUGAUAGGAACCCGCGUGGACUCCUGGAAUUCCUUUCCUCCAAUCUGGUUGGCCGGCGUGAGAGCGAGUCUCAGUGGUCGUUGUGCAGUGUGAAGCAGGAGCCGGAAGCCGCUCUCACGGAGCAAACGCCGGGAGCGGAAUGCGAGAAUGUAUUCGUGGCGGCCAAGGAUCGCUGCAAUGCUAUGAACAGGGCAACCGGAGAGGGAAAAUCGUACUUGGCGAAACGAAAAUAUGCCAGGGGUAGCGGUAAGAAGGGCAUGUGCAACAUUUGUCAUAAGGUUUCACGGAAGUGCAAGUGUCUCAACGUACGUGGGUUUGUUGGCGCUGAUCUCAAGCCCAUCGUGUGUAACAUCUGUUGCGAAGCGUUUAAAAAAUCGAACAAUUUGGGAAACCACAUGAGAGUCCAUCCGAUUAAUCACGAGUACGCGCAAUGGUGUAACAUCUGUAAUGCACCAUUUAACCACGCAAAAGCACUAGCUAGCCACAUGCAACGUUGGCACACUCUCAUUGCUGAGUCGGUGUCAGAAGAUGCUGAUAGUACUGACUUUGUUAGCACAGAGGAAGACCAAACGAGAAUCUUAGAAGACUCUGUUAGCACAGAGGAAGACCAAAUAAGAAUCUUAGAAGACUUUGUUAGCACAGGGGAAGACCAAACGAGAAUCUUAGACGAGAACUGUCAAAAUUGCUCUAAAAGAUUCACUCCAGGCUUUGAGCUAAAUGGCCUCUUUUGCACGAAAUGUGAAAAAGCCAAAAAACCAUACAGGUGUCAUUUUUGCUCAAAGUCAUUCACUUCCAAGCAAUAUUUAACGCUGCAUUCAGCUGCACACAAUAAGAAAAAUCAGGUAAACUCAUCGAAAGUAUACAAGUGUCAUGUUUGUGAGAAGGAAUUCAAGUACAACAGCUGGUUACAAGCACACCAUGCUACUCACUUUAAACAGAACCGCGUGAAGAAGGAGGCGUCAUGUGCGAAAACGCCGCCGCUCAGUAACACUCGUAAGUCGCCUCGCAAUGAGUACAUGAAGAGGAGCGCUUAUACAUGCAACGUCUGUCAGAAGUCUUUCACAUGGCGGCGCGAGUUAAGAUCGCAUACGACCGAGCACUUGAAAGACAGACUGUAUAAGUGCGACAUCUGCAAUAAGGAAUUCAAGUAUGCCGCGUGGUUCAGAGCACACAAGUUGCGUCACAAACGAGAAGGUGGCGUCACAGGUCCUAGGGAAAGCCUGCAGCAUCACGAUGAGGCAAGCAUAACUGCAGAUAUCGAUCUAGACGAUGAGAAGAAUGAAAUGGUGGACAAUAGCAUAGGUGAGUGUGGUGAGACUAGAUACAGCUCCUUAGAAGACACAGGCGAAACUCAAGGCAGUAACCCAGAUGAGAGAGGCGAAACUACCAACGUCGACUGCAUGCCAGGUAGGAGCAAUGCAGCUUCAAGAAAUGGCGCGGGCGUGGGUGAUAAAACCAGAGAGGACAGCCCAGUGAAUGGCAAUGGGACUACGGACAACGCUCUAGUACAAGUCUGUGCAGUGAUGCUGGAUAACCGAUUUCAGCUGAGGGAAGCAGCAGACAGCAGUUCAACAGACAGCUCAGAAACUCUGACCUACAGCCCGAUGGAGAGCUGUGAGACUCUGAGCACGACCCCAGCAGAGGACCGCAAAUCAUUUAACUACAGCCCAGUAGCGGGCUUAAAAACUACAAACAGUGGUCCAGUAGACAGCUAUACAGCUGCGGAUAUUGAUCUAGACGAUGAGAAGAAUGAAAUGGCGGACAAUAGCAUAGGUGAGUGUGGUGAGACUAAAUACAGCUCCUUAGAAGACACAGGCGAAAUUACAGGCAGUAACCCAGAUGAGAGAGUCGAAACUACCAACGUCGACUGCGUGCCAGGUAGGAGCAAUGCAGCUUCAAGAAAUGGCGCGGGCGUGGGUGAUAAAGCCAGAGAGGACGGCCCAGUGAAUGGCAACGGGGCUACGGACAACGCUCUAGUACAGGUCCGUGCAGUGACGCUGGAUAACCGAUUUCAGCUGAGGGAAGCAGCAGGCAACAGUUCUACAGACAGCUCUGAAACUCUGACCUACAGCCCGAUGGAGAGCUGUGAGACUCUGAGCACGACCCCAGCAGAGGACCGCAAGUCAUUUAACUACAGCCCAGUAGCGGGCUUAAAAACUACAAACAGUGGUCCAGUAGACAGCUAUACAGCUGCGGAUAUUGAUUUAGUAGAUGGUUAUAUGCCAAUGGACAGUGGUCCAAUAGAUAGCCAUACACCUACAGACAAUGAUCCAGGAGUGCUGUAACUUGUAAGGCCAUAGACAGCAGCUCUCUGGAAGUCUGUGAAACAUUGGACCAGAGCCAAGUAGAGAGCUACGAAAUCUUAUAAUACAAACCAGGGCUGCAAAGGUACAUCCUAGGUGAGCACUGUAAAGCUGCAGGUGUUGCUGUAGAGGGGAGAGAAUGAGAGAGAUCACGCACAGAUGUCUGAAGAGAUAUUAAAGGCAAAAGGUCAGGAGACAUCAGUUCUCAGAAACAUUAUACAUAGUGGUUAGAGACGAUUGACAAUAAUAGACGAUUGGAGGUCAAAACUGAUUAUUAUCAGUUAGCUUUGAGAAAGCCUCCUGGCAGGAGGCGAAACGUAAGCGAUACGUUUUCAAUUUUCACGGUUGAGUAAAAAUUAACCCUGUUAUAUAAUAUUAUUAGUCUACCAAACGAAUGUACUUAUUUAAUAUGAUACAUAGUUAUGACAUCACAAAUCUAAAAUGUCGUAACUUUUGAAGUGAAGUGUCAUGCAAAAGUCAUGCAUUUUAGAAUUAUGAUUGGCAUAACUAUUUUAGACAAUUUGGAAUUUUGAUAGACAUAACUAACUUUGAUGUUCCUGACAAUUAAUCGGCCCUGGCAUUUAGAUUUUCUCGGGCAAUUUAGAUUUUGGCCCAGAACCCCGCCCACUGACGAUUGACAGGGUUUGGAACUGCUGUUUUAACAUGCAACUCACAUCACAGGCGGUGAUAUUUAGUGAUACUUUCUGCAUCUGUUUUCUGCUGGAAGUUUCCAGAAGUUUCUGAGAAAAUUCCAGAUUCUAUACUUUUGAUUUGGAGUUAAUUUACAUCAGCACCGGUGAAGAAACAGGAAACUGUAGUUUAGUCAAAUCGACAUCGUUUUUAUUGUUGUGUUAACUGCACCUCACUACAGUUUAUUACUUACUCGUCUCCUAGAACAUUGUAGAUAAUUUAGUCAACAUUUCAUCAGGUAAUGAAUGUGCGUAUGGGAAAUUUUGGCUUGGCACUAGAGACUAGAAAAAAUGUUGUGACUUGUUCAAUGGUGCCAGAUUUUCUUAUACCUUGAUAUUCAGUCUUAAACUGUUAAUGGUUUUUGUGAAACCAAGAUGAUGAGAAAACAAACAAAAUUCAGAACUUUACGGUAGGUUUCGCAUUAUGAAGCAAUAUAUUCGUUCCAGCUGUUUGAACAAGUUUUGUUAGUAUAUUUAAAAGUUGUUAAAAACUUGUUAGCAUUACCGAGUACUUAGAAAGGCAAGGUCGUCAAGAUAUGGCAAAUUUAAUUAAAGAGAAGUUUGAAGACGAACAUGAAAAAUAUGAAAGCAGACACAUUGAAAUAAGGCUAAAGAAAUAAUUCUGAGAAACUAAUCUGAAUAUCGAUAUCAUAUGUGUGUGCGUGCGUGUGUGCGUGCGUGUGUGCGCCAAGGCCUUAAAUUAUGAGUGAGUUAACUUUGGUAACAACUAGCAGCUGUAGACAUUGACAGAUAGUUCGUGUAUGAACAUCACAUAGGAUUCUAUUUUUAUUUGGGUAAUUAAUUUUAAUGUGAACAAAUAGUAUAAAAUACGCCAAGUUCUGUAGUGUCCAAAUUGAAUUUUAUUAUAGCAUUUAACCUAUUGUUUUUACAAUCCCCGUGAGCAUCGAAAAUCUAUAAUCGAAAUAUUCGUAAAUUAAGGUCUUGGUGUGUGUACAUAUGCACGCGCCCACAGAAACACAAAUAUGGGGUAUGUGUCCUACGUACUAAGAAGAACUUGCUUCUGCAGAUGUGACUUUUAGGGCUUGUUGAAGCAGCCUAACAAUUACAACACUGUUUGAGCAAUUAAUUGGCAGCACUGCCAGAACCAUGCUGCCAUUAUUUGUACAUAACACUGUGCUGACAUUUCAACGAAGCUUCGCAGGCCGACCCAUAUAUAGAACUUAGGCCUACAUGUCAAUCAGGGGUAUGGAAGGUCCCUGGAAGGUAGUCAGUAUGUUGGAUGUGUAGGUAUUUAUUGUCAGCGCCAUCUAGUGGUGACUAUGUGUAUUGUACCCGUGUAUUAGCACUAGCAGCAUUCGGCUCUUGUGCAAACGUAUUAUGAUCAUUCACCGGUUUCUAAGAAGGUUAGAGUGUGAAUCAGUCCCGGGGGGGGGGGGGUCACUCUCUCUUAGAACAUUACCCCAUGUGCAUACUCACUAAAAAUAAUAGGCUCCCUAGUGCGAACUGCACAUUGGAAAACCCUACCCCUAUUGCAGACACAAUUG